GCGAGGUUCCGGUGGCCUGACGGCGGCGCGAGCUCGGGGGGCCGGAUGUUGGCGGUUGCUCUCCGGGCCAUUGCGUGUGGGCGCGGCUGUGGGGUACCGGCUGCCGCCUGGAUAUGUAGCAGGCGGAGCUACUGCCGUGCAGACAGUGAUGGUGCCAAAACACAAGAGCUUAAGAUUCCCAAGAUCUACACAAAAACAGGAGACAAAGGGUUUUCCACCAUCUUCACUGGAGAGCGCAGACGAAAGGAUGAUGUUAUAUUUGAAGCUUUGGGCAGUACAGAUGAAUUGACGUCUGCCAUUGGGCUGGCAGUUGAAUUCUGCCUGGAGCAAGGUUAUGAAUUUGGAGAGGAACUUUACAAGAUCCAGUGUGUGUUACAGGAUGUUGGAUCCAAUGUAGCUACUCCCAUUUCUUCUGCACGAGAGAGCCAUCUUAAGAGAACAGCAUUUAGUGAAAAGCCAGUGAUUGAACUGGAGAACUGGAUAGAUCGAUAUACAAAGCAGCUCCCACCUCUCUCGAAUUUCAUCUUGCCAUCAGGAGGAAAAUGCAGUGCAAGCUUGCACCUGGCACGAGCAAUUUGUCGUAGGGCAGAGAGGGGCAUUUUCCGCAUUGUACAAGCUGGAGAAGCUGACCAGAAUGCUGCAAGAUACCUCAACAGGUUAAGUGAUUACCUGUUCACGUUGGCAAGGUAUGCUGCGAUGAAAGAAGGGAAAAGGGAGCAAAUUUACAAGAGGCCAAAUAUGAACUAGAUCAAUGUUGUCCUAAUUCCACCUGAAAUGAAGAUGGGUGAUCCCUUUGUCAGCUGAUUUAUUAAAAAUUAUAAACUGUAAUAUGUCUAAAUCCUUGUAUUGGUAGCAAUGCUAUCUUCUUUGAAAUUCAAUUUCAGGCAAGUGUUGUUAAAUUAGCUACUUAAUAUUGUCUGUCUUCAUUUGUGGGAGAAAUGAGCUGGUUUGCUCUUUAAUUUCCCAUUGCAGGCAAUGGCAAAAAGUGAAUUUUUUUUUCUGUUUCAUAUUUUUCAUAGCUUAAUUACACUUUCAGACACUUGUGGCAUGGUGGUUAUGUCCCUGUCUCUGGAUCAGGAAGCUAGGGGAAAAGUCCUAUAUGCUUCAGAGGUGCGUUCUAACAUGUCUAAACAGGUCAAUUUAAAAAUACCUACAAAUACAGCUAGCUUUGGUCUGUACUGGAUGGACAAAGCAUUUUGAUGGAAACCUAGGCACAGUUAAUAACCCCAGCCUCACUACACUAUAUACUCUGGGGAUUCUAAUGCUGACUUCAGAUUACCUUGGGUUCAUUGUUGCCUAGUAUGAUCAGGACAUUUAGCAGAGGACAUUUCCCAUCUAUGAAAUAUAUUGACAGCCACCUUAUUCUGAGAAGAACUGUAUUUGUCUUUUUCCCAAAAAAUAUUUUAUUUUUCUGUGCCUUCUGGUUAGGCACAAUGUAUACCUAUCAAACAAAGAGAAAAUGACUACUUCCAGAAGUUUUGAGGCAGGACCAUUCUUCUCCCCAUGUGGCAAAUUAAACGUUUGCUCUACUAACAUGUAUGAAAUGAGAUAUUAAAAUUAGGAAUUCUAUUUUCUGUUUUACAAUGCAUAGAAGCAUUGUGCAUAUUUUUUUAUAAACAUCAACCUGGCUUAAAAACAAAGGGGUAAGAAAUUCAUUUGACCCAUUUGUAUCUGAAAGAAAGCCAGCUGACAUCGGAGUUCUCGACUCAGCCGCUGUCCAGUUUUUAUUUUUGCAGAUAUUCUGGAUAGUUUACGACUGUGUAAUGUUAAGUGAUGAUUAUUUGCAUCAAUUCAUUACAGAAAAUAAAGCCUUUUAGGAUGAAUCCAAUCAGAUAUUUGUGUUGAGCUGACUGGGCUAAAAAUGCAUUAUAAAUAAAGUUAUUGAAGAAA
Messenger RNA from Hemiscyllium ocellatum (epaulette shark), 1890 nucleotides. It is a transcript of the gene mmab, whose product is annotated as metabolism of cobalamin associated B. The transcript is spliced from 9 exons. Gene Ontology annotation, molecular function: corrinoid adenosyltransferase activity. The record is from RefSeq and is a predicted model, not a curated record. NCBI's taxonomy places the organism in Eukaryota, Metazoa, Chordata, Chondrichthyes, Orectolobiformes, Hemiscylliidae. Bases 46 to 747 code for a protein of 233 amino acids.